This is a messenger RNA of Arabidopsis arenosa, 1820 nucleotides long. The record is from the annotation of a GenBank genome assembly. NCBI's taxonomy places the organism in Eukaryota, Viridiplantae, Streptophyta, Magnoliopsida, Brassicales, Brassicaceae.
AAAUGUCAAUACCACCACACCAUAUAUUUUUAGAUUUAAGACAUAGACUGGAGUCAUGUUCCCACUCUCUAGUUUCUAGUCUCUAACAUUGUAUUUUGAGUUACAUUCAAUUCCACUUUCUCACACCAAAACCACAUCAACUUAACAAAAGAAGCAACUUGAAUAUGAUGAUGCAAAAAAUCUCUUUACUAUUACUACUAGUACUAUGGGUCCAUUCGCUCACCACCGUAGCCGACGGCAAUUCCACCGACAUUGACCGAUGGUGCGACAAAACUCCAUAUCCUGAUUCAUGCAAAUGCUACUUCAAGAACCACAACGGAUUUCGACAGCCGACACAACUAUCCGAAUUCCGAGUAAUGCUGGUGGAAGCAGCCAUGGAUCGAGCUAUAUCCGCCCGGGCCGAGUUGACUAAUUCCGGCCGGAACUACACAGAUAGCAAGAAACAAGCGGUUUUGACAGAUUGCAUUGACCUUUACAGAGACACGAUCAUGCAGUUAAACCGGACGCUGCAGGGCGUGUCUCCAAAAGCCGGUGCUGGGAAACGUUGCACUGACUUCGACGCGCAGACAUGGCUGAGCACCGCGCUUACAAACACCGAGACCUGCCGACUUGGCUCAUCCGAUUUCAACGUCUCAGAUUUCAUCACACCCAUCGUUUCAAACACCAAAAUCUCCCACCUCAUCAGCAACUGCUUAGCUGUCAACGAGGCCCUCUUGACCGCCGGAAACAACGGCAACACCACUGCUAAUCAGAAGGGUUUUCCGACGUGGGUUUCCGGUAAAGAUAGGAGACUUCUGCGUACCGUCCGAGCCAACCUCGUGGUGGCCAAAGACGGAUCAGGACAUUUCAACACGGUACAAGAGGCUAUUGACGUGGCUGGCCGGAGAAAGGUGACGUCAGGGAGGUUCGUUAUAUACGUGAAAAGAGGGAUAUAUCAAGAAAACAUAAACGUACGUCUAAAUAAUGAUGACAUAAUGUUGGUCGGAGAUGGAAUGAGAUCCACCAUUAUCACCGGCGGUCGAAGUGUCAAAGGAGGUUACACCACUUACAAUUCCGCUACUGCCGGUAUUGAGGGACUUCACUUCAUAGCCAAAGGCAUAACGUUUCGGAACACAGCGGGUCCAGCCAAGGGCCAGGCCGUGGCACUUCGGUCAUCGUCUGACCUCUCAAUCUUCUACAAAUGCUCAAUUGAAGGAUACCAAGACACACUGAUGGUCCAUUCUCAACGCCAGUUUUACCGCGAGUGUUACAUCUAUGGAACCGUCGAUUUCAUCUUUGGUAACGCGGCAGCUGUAUUCCAAAACUGUCUCAUCCUCCCUCGCCGGCCACUCAAAGGUCAAGCCAAUGUAAUUACCGCACAAGGUCGUGCUGAUCCGUUUCAGAACACAGGGAUCUCUAUCCAUAACUCAAGAAUUCUACCGGCUCCUGAUCUAAAACCAGUGGUAAGUACCGUUAAGACGUACAUGGGCCGGCCUUGGAUGAAGUUCUCACGAACCGUGGUUCUUCAGACGUAUUUGGAUAAUGUUGUGAGUCCGGUCGGGUGGUCUCCGUGGAUUGAAGGUUCGGUGUUUGGUCUGGACACUCUGUUCUAUGCUGAAUAUAAGAAUACCGGACCAGCUUCAUCCACGAGGCAGCGUGUCCAUUGGAAAGGGUUUCAUGUGUUGGGUAGAGCUUCCGAUGCAUCUGCUUUCACUGUUGGAAAAUUUAUCGCCGGUACCGCAUGGCUCCCAAGCACCGGCAUACCUUUCACUUCCGGACUCUAAAGACUGUCUUUGGUUUUCCGUGUUUAAGUUACAAUGAUAUAAAUUUUACACUUUUGA